ACUGAUGUUAGUCAAAGGGUUUUUAGCCUUGUACUAUAUAGAAGUCCAAAACCAGUAGGAGAACCAAUCAAGGAAGCUGAGAAAAACCAAAGAGUUCUACAACAACGCGUUUUGAGGAAUAGAACAAUUGAAAAACAAGAUCUGAAACAGUAUGAAAGGAAGUCAAAGAAGAUUAAGAAGAAUACUAAUGAAGAAACAAUGGAUGAAGUUCAAGAAGAAAAAGUAGAAACAAUGGCUGUAGUUCCAGAAGUAGAAGAAACAAUGGAUGCAGUUUCAGACGAAGAUGACAGGACAAUGAGAAAGGAUGUGAAAUAUUCCCAAGUUAUUGAAAGGCUGGAUGGCGAGCAAAAGAAGAAAGUGCUUGAAUAUUUCAAUACUCAUCCCAAAACAGACAUUGCCUGGAUAGAAUUCAAACACGAUGGUAGCCUGCUCUUUAAUAUAAGUGGAGAACUAAUGCUCCAGCUUACCAAGAAAGAGUCCUACUUGGAGUCAGAAUUCAUUGAUUUCUACAUUAGCGGGUUGAGGAAAACGAUGAAAUCAAACAAGAAGUAUCAACAAGCGUUAUUCCUCUCGCCGAGAGCAUAUAAAUCUUACUUGGACAAUAACGGUGAUCUCGUGAAAUUCUGGAUUCGUAAGCUUAUUUAG
Molecule: messenger RNA, 645 nt
Organism: Papaver somniferum (opium poppy)
Lineage: Eukaryota; Viridiplantae; Streptophyta; Magnoliopsida; Ranunculales; Papaveraceae
Exons: 3
Coding region: 199-645 (148 amino acids)
Source: RefSeq, a predicted model, not a curated record